This is a messenger RNA of Acanthoscelides obtectus, 440 nucleotides long. The record is from the annotation of a GenBank genome assembly. Lineage: Eukaryota; Metazoa; Arthropoda; Insecta; Coleoptera; Chrysomelidae.
AUGUUUCUUCUACGAAUCUUAUCUACCUGCAAAUAUCUCCAGCACGCACGGAAGUACAGGCGAGCCGUUGUUAUUUAUAUCGCUUACAGAUUUAUACGAAAAACGUUUGGAAAAAAGGGUCACACGACUCGUAAAUUCCGACAAAAUCGCGUCCCUCCGGAGCUGUUUUUUCGGUACGGCAUACAUGAAACUGCUUUUUUGAAGGAGCCACGUGAGGGCCAAAGCAUCUGUUACGGAAAAUUUCAUAAUCGCCGAUCUUUAUUAACCAUCAGGCUCAGCAUGCUACGUUAUGCGAGAGUGUGUUUCAACAUAUUACAUAAUUGUUGUCAGCAGCAUAUCGAGUAUCUUUCCAAGGCCAAGGUCGAUGAUUAAAAAAUCUACACUCGUCGUGGUAAACCGUGUUAAAUUUCGUGUGAAUCAGCUUUUUGUUUACAUAUACC